AUGAUGUUUUGUCAGAGGAUUUUCUAUCCAUUUGGCUCGGCGGUUGGAGACAUUCGAACUCUUGUUAAUUAUGGUGGUGAAGACUCCGCUUCAGUUAACCUAGCCAGACCAUUUGUAUAUUUUGGGCGCACAUACAACCUGAUAUAUGUCAACUAUAAUGGACUCCUUUCAUUCAACCAACCGAUAAUAGAAGAUCCUUACACUUUUCCAUAUAAUGGAAGUCAAGAUGUAAUUGCUCCUCUCUGGGCUGACUUUGAUGACUAUGGAAUUAUUGCGUUUUACUAUCAGCAGUACACAUCUGGAAAUGUCCUCACACGAGCUACAGAAGAUAUCAAACACUAUUACCCUGGUGUGAGCUUCAACGCCACUUGGGUCUUUGUAGUAACUUGGGACUAUUCAGUCUCGUUUCAAGCAGUUUUAAUUUCGGAUGGUGUCUCCUCCUUUACUCUGAUGAACUAUGGCAACAUGAGUGUGAUCAAUUAUCCAGUGGAGGCUGGAUAUGACACAAUAGGCUCCACACAUUACUUUGUCAUUCCUGGGUCAAACAAUGGCAACCUCAUCCCAAACCUCAAGUAUUCAAGUAAUGUAAACACUCCAGGCCGUUGGGCUUUCUCUACAUAUCAAGGCAAUGGUUUGCCUGGAGGGGAGGGAGCACUUGGCCCACUCGACUCCUGUAGCAAUGGUUACAGCAAUGGCCAUGCCUCCACCGGUACCUUCCCUCUCCCAGUGCGUUUGAGCAGCACUUCAGAAUGUGAUCCAGGGUUCCAAACUUGGAGCACAGUGGGCAUGCUGGUGACUCCACCCUACCCCAUAUGUGAGGGUUUGAUGGGCUGGGCAGCACAUCGUAUACCGCGUGGGUUCUCUCAUCUUCGACCACUGCUCUCACCUCCUCCUGGACUAGGCAUCGCUUUUCCUUCCCGUUGA
Molecule: messenger RNA, 924 nt
Organism: Paramisgurnus dabryanus
Lineage: Eukaryota; Metazoa; Chordata; Actinopteri; Cypriniformes; Cobitidae
Source: RefSeq, a predicted model, not a curated record